Drosophila ficusphila is the source of this 2662-nucleotide messenger RNA. RefSeq lists its product as uncharacterized. Gene Ontology annotation, molecular function: microtubule binding. Lineage: Eukaryota; Metazoa; Arthropoda; Insecta; Diptera; Drosophilidae. The record is from RefSeq and is a predicted model, not a curated record. Gene Ontology annotation, biological process: endoplasmic reticulum tubular network organization. Gene Ontology annotation, cellular component: cytoplasmic microtubule; endoplasmic reticulum tubular network; endoplasmic reticulum membrane.
GCUCUUAGACAGUCUCUGUUUGGCGUUCUGGGGGCCAGGAACGAUCUGCGGGCAAUGCAUACCCGUUGCCAUGAGGCCCAUCUAUCAGCAGGAGCAGCCGCUCUUCUACCAGCGGCCAGCUAAUCUCCGACGCCUACGUCAUCCGCCGGGCACCGUCUUCGAACGCAGUUACUCGCUCGAGGAUCAGCCGGCGGAUGUGAUCCCCGUCUAUCCAAAGUUUAUUUACGCCCCACAACAACAACAACAUCAGCAGCCAUAUCAUCAUCAUAAGGAGUUGAGAUCUCAAUAUCCUCUCUAUCAGCUGGGCGAUUCACUCAGCUCGCUGGACAGUGAUUUCGCCGAGAACGAGUACGGUGGAGCCUACAUUGUGGAGCAACAUGCUCCGCUGACCACCGCUCCCACACCGAAAGUGGUGCAGAAUCUCAAUGCCCUUGGUCGAAUGCUGGAGCUUUUGCAGCGCUGUCCUCUGCCGUGUCUCUCCUUCAACACGGCCUGCAUCUGCUCGCUAAUCGUCAUAUUCCUAGCACCGCGUACUUGUGCCCAGAGUUUACUCUUUCCCGCUUUCAGAUUGUUCUGCGGAACUCUGUACCCAGCCUAUGCCUCCUACAAGGCCGUCAGGACCAAAGAUGUCAAGGAAUAUGUAAAAUGGAUGAUGUACUGGAUAGUCUUUGCAUUUUUUACCUGUAUUGAAACGUUCACGGACAUCUUCAUCUCCUGGUUGCCGUUCUACUAUGAGGUAAAGGUGGCCCUGGUCUUUUGGCUCCUCUCGCCGGCCACAAAGGGCAGUUCGACGCUAUACCGAAAAUUCGUGCAUCCGAUGUUGACGCGCCACGAACAGGAGAUCGAUGAGUACGUCAAUCAGGCCAAAGAGCGGGGCUAUUCGGCGGUCCUGCAGCUGGGCUCCAAGGGAGUAAACUAUGCCACCAACGUUCUGAUGCAGACGGCCAUUAAGGGCGGCGGCAAUCUGGUGCAGACAAUCAAGCGGAGCUACAGCCUCAGUGAUCUGAGCGAACCGGACAUGCAUCGCACGCAGGACGAACUCGACGACGUGAUGAUGUCCUCGAUGGCUUCGUCGGCGGUGGUCAUGCGUUCGCCGUCCACGGGUGCACGACUCCUGAGGCCACGAAACCAGACGCCAGUUGGCAGAUCCGGCAGCGGCACUCGCCACUCCACGGGCAUGUACUUCACGGAGGUGGAUGUGACCGCCAAAAAUGCGGGAGAUUUCAACUACAACAUUCGCAGCCAGGAUGACAUCAGCUCCGGCUACUCGAGUGCCGAACCCGUGAGCGGUCUCAGUCGCACCUCCUCCAUGACGAAUGCUUCCAAGGGACGAGUCAAGUCCAAACGCAAUGAGUUGCUGGAAGAGAUGAGGGACGAAGUCUACUUAGACAACCAGCUGUAUUUUCAAAACGGGAAAGGGGAAAACUCGGUUUCUGCGGCCCAAGAACUAAAGAUUAUGGAGAGUUUUGAAAGAAUCCCAAAUCAGGAGGUGGAAAAGGUGGUGAAGGAGGAGGAGAAGAAAGAUGAGGAAGACGAGGACUUUUAUGAGGCCUUGCCAUUGAUAGAAGAGGAAAUAAUUGAUGGAGAUAAUGUAAAUGCAAAGCCAGAAUCCCAAGUUCUAAACAAUGAUCCCAUCAAAGAGGAGGAGUUUGAAGAUGCAUUGUUUGAAGAACCAAAAAAGGAAUUUAUAGAUGAAGUAGAUGAUGCCAAGCAAAUCAAUGUUUUACCAGAAGAGGUAAAUAAGAACCAACCACUUGAUCAGAAUACCAAUGGAAUUGCUAAAAGUCCAGCAUCAAGCACAGCUUCCCAAAGCAAACCAUACGUUCUACCUCCCAUCGAUCCCUUUGUGUUGGUUCUAAGCACUUCUGCAUCUGCACCAGAUCCCUUUCAACCCGAAAGACCACGUCCCAUGUCGCCGCGUGAAAUGCGGGACACCUUGGAGGAGAUCAAGCACAGUUUCCGUGCCCAACUGGAACCGGAGCCCCCCGUUUCGGCCUCUCCAUCGCCCUCAUUGCGACCCAAGGCGAAUCAUGGCAAGGGCCGUGCUCCUCCGCCGCCGUUGCCACCGAAGAGACACUCGUUGAGUCCCCAACCGGAUGCCAUCAGCCAGACAUCAACGGGCAGUGCGGAGCGCAAGUCAGGACAAAUCCAUGUCUGCUAGUUGCACCACCUUGCCCCGAUCAAGCAGCCGGAAAUCGGAAAGAUCCCAGGUGGGAGGAGCUACCACUGGCCAGAUGAAAACGCGCAACAAGUCGGAGAAGUAAUGAAGCAUCGAUCUUUGGCCAUUCACCUUCAUCGGAGCGUUGAUUAAGGUGGACAAAAAGUAUAAACCAUAGAACCAGAACCUCAUGUUUUAGUUUAAAUUGUAACUUAAUACGGAUAUCGAUACAGAUUACGAUAAUAUUAGCUAUAUAUGCAUAUGCAUUGUGUACUUUGUUUGUGAUUCUAUUAGUGCUCCAGGUGCAGUACGUCCCUGGUUGCUAUUGGUACUCAUUUCGUGACUAGUUUAGCGUUAAGCGAGUCUCCUAGCCUCUGCCCAAAGGUUCUCCGACAGCUGUACUAACCAAAAAUGAAACCCCAAGAACCCUAUCAAUUGUGUAGCAUAAAUUCCUAAUAUUGUAAUUGAACAUUAAAUAAAAGAACCUAUACCAUUGAACUGAAA